Melanotaenia boesemani (Boeseman's rainbowfish) is the source of this 2873-nucleotide messenger RNA. It is a transcript of the gene bard1, whose product is annotated as BRCA1 associated RING domain 1. The record is from RefSeq and is a predicted model, not a curated record. The transcript has 11 exons. Gene Ontology annotation, molecular function: protein binding. The coding region runs from base 55 to 2487 and encodes 810 amino acids. NCBI's taxonomy places the organism in Eukaryota, Metazoa, Chordata, Actinopteri, Atheriniformes, Melanotaeniidae.
AGGAAGUGAGCGCCUGGAUUUUGUUUCGCGUGUUAGAGGCAAAAGCGCUUAAAAAUGGAUAAUACUCUCGUGCAAACAGAGGAUUGGAAAAGUACUAAAGAGGCGGUUGCAAACUUCCGGCAACUGCUGCUCUGCUCUAAAUGCUCAAAUUUGAUGGAGGAUCCUGUGUGUCUGGGCAUGUGUGAGCAUAUGCUGUGCAGGUCUUGUGCUGGCCCCCGAGCAGGGGAUGGCUGUGUGGUGUGUCACAGCCCUGCGUGGGUGAAAGACAUCCAAAUCAACAGGCAGCUCAGCAGCAUCAUACAGCUCUUCUGUGGUUUGGAGUCCCUGUUCAAUCCCACAAAACAACCAGACCCCCCUGUUGCUGAAACACACCCUGGCACUGCUGUGUUGAAAAGCAAAAAAAUCUUUAAGAUCUGGUUCAGUCCCCGCAGUCGCAAGGUGCGGUGCAGGCCGGAGAAGUCAGAAGUCACAACACCAGACGGCAGUUCCUUGGUAGAAACAGCUGCAGCCCAGCAAAGCUCCCCCACUGCUCAGUGCCAGGACCUGUCAGUUUUUAAUUUUACCUCGUCUUCCCAGGACUCUUCUUCUUCUCAAAGUUGUGAGGGUGUGAAUAAAAAAAGAAGCAAGACGAGGUCAACCAAAAACAAUUGUAACAGACGUGUACAGGUGCAAAGACCCACUACCACCACACGUAAACAGGCCAAGGAGAAUUCAAAGAAGGAGAGGCUGGAGGCCAUAAAUCAGCAAUGGGGAAUAACAAAAGGCGCACAUGUUUCAUCUAAGCCAGAGCAGCCCUGUGCUGAUGUGGCAAGAAGGUCAAGUAAAAGGGUUUCUUUCCAAAGUCCUGCUGUCACCUCUGAUGAGUCUCAGCUUGAAGUACCACAGGUUAAUACUAAUGAACUCAAUCCUGCCAGCAAUUCCAUGGGAGGCAGCAUCUCGGGAGGCAGAAUCAAUGUACUGAAUUACCAAACCCAGCCUGGUCAGAGCAUGUCGAGCAGUGUAAUUCAGCAGGAUCAACUGCCUGCAAAUAACUCCAGCCCAAAUAAUAAUCCCGAAAAGCUGGUUAAAAUAUUUCUUUCUGAAAAACCCUCUAAAAGAGCCAGAGUUCAGGAGAAAGACAGCCCUUUAGAAGACACACCAAAAAGGCCGAGGGCUUCUCCUGGCAAAAGAAGAAAAUCACUGGCUCAAAUGUCCCCAGUUGUCCUUAACCCGCCAUCUUUAGAUAGUCCCAAGAGUGUUAGAAGCAGCAAAAAUUCUAGAGGGGAAGAAAAGGGUGGUGUGUUUGUUGCUUCACCUGUUUCUACAGAAAAUCACAACAAAUCUCCCUGUAGUCCUGGAUCAUCUGUGGGACGGCCCAGCCCUGGAAGCCCAGCAUUUAUGAAACGGAAUCACAAAGGAGAGACCUCUUUACACCUAGCUGCAAUCAAGGGAGAUGUAGAGGCUGUCAGGGAACUGCUGGACCAGGGAGUGGACCCCAACCUGAAGGAUAAUGCUGGGUGGACACCUUUGCAUGAAGCAUGUAACCUGGGCCACCUGGCAGUUGUGGAAGUGUUGGUCUCAAGAGGAGCCCUGCUGAACACACCUGGCUAUGAAAAUGAUUCUCCGCUCCACGAUGCUGUAAGGAACGGACAUCCUGCUAUAGUUAAACGACUACUGCAGCUUGGCGCCUCACAGAACGUUCUUAAUCUGCAUGGAAAGCGGCCUGCAGAUUAUGCAGUGAGCCUGGAGAUGUUGGAGAUUUUCCAGGAAGCUGCAGAAGCAACCCAAUAUGCUAAUUCUCAUACAUCUCCUGGCCCCUCAGCCAAUCUCUCAGCGGUGAGUGAGUGUCUGAGAAGGGAUCAAACUGCAGUGUUUUUGGCCAGCAAGCUGUCAGCAGCAGAGCGGCAUCAGCUGGCCAGACUGGGAGUGCUGCUGGGAGGGAGAGUGGCCGACACCUUUUCUGGCUCAGUGAGCCAUGUCGUGGUGCCAGAAGGACAAAUACCCACUACUAACUCCACCCUCCUGGGUCUUCUUGCUGGCUGCUGGGUUGUCAAAUACAGCUGGGUGGAAGCUUGUCUGCAGGCAGGGAAGUGGCUGCCUGAAGCUGAGCAUGAAGCAGGAGAAGGUCCUCGGCGCAGUCGCAUCAACAGAUGUAGCUUGCUUCCACCACUCUUUGAUGGCUGUUUCUUCUUCCUCCUCGGCUCCUUUAAGUCACCUACCAAGGACGAGCUCUCCAGGUUGCUGCGCGGAGGAGGAGGUCAGCUACUGAGCCGGCAACCCAAGCCAGACAGCGAUGUGACUCAAACGCUGAAUGCAGCAGCUUACCACGCCCAGCCAGGCUCUGAACAGGCUCUCAGCACCCAGUACAUCAUCUAUGACCCUCAGGGUCCUUACAAGCCUGCAGUAGUGAGACGAGGCAAGGUGUGGUCAGCUCCCUCCACCUGGCUCAUCGAUUGCAUCGUGGCCUUCUGCCUCCUCCCUGUAGCAGAUCCUCAAACGGUGAAAUAAUGGUCUAAACAUCAGUUACGUUGCUCAAGUUUCAUUUUCCUUCAAGCUUGUUCAGAAUGCAUAUUUUUGUUUUUUAACCUGUGGUGAAAAAGGUAAAUGCUAAAACAAAUUAAGUGUUGUAAUGAAAAUUGAAACAAUUAUGUAGUUUUAAGAGCAAAAGUACACAUUUUUUGUUUUUAACUGUUUGAAAAUGUAGCAUGCUUACAGUAUAUAUAUUAUACAGCAAUGCUGCCUUCAGGGGUGUCACUAGAAAUUGCAUCAUUAUUACCUGAAAAAGAAAAGUGGCUGCACACUACUCUGUGUAAUGUGAGUACUUUGCUGAAUGGCUUUUGCAAAUUGUUUGAUAUUGAUACCUUUCCUCUACUGAAUAAAUGACUUUGAGAUGA